UCGAAUUUCACCCGUAACCGCUUUAUGCUCCAUUGCACAGACCGUGGACAAACAUCGGCAAGCUGGUAGUGUAUGUUUUUCAUGUCUGCAAUCACUCAUUUGUCGCCAUUAACUGGAACCUUAUCAUUGAUCACCAGAUUAAUCACUUCGUUCUCAUUAGCUCGUUCCUUCUCCCAUGACUCGCUUUUUUACAGCAAGCUCUUGUCUUCCCCCAAUGACAUGGCUUCCAUAUCUCUUCUCUUUGAUCAAACCGAUCGACCCUCCGUUCAUCAAUGGGACAUCAUCAUCAGAGACAUUUCUUCAAGUUGCCACCCGGAGAAGUCCCUCCUCUCCUACAUUAUAAUGCGUAGAAACGGCGUAAUUCCCAGUAUGCACACAUUUCCUUCCCUUCUCAAAUCCUUUUCCAACUCCAAACAAAACCCAUUUCAGCUUUUGUCUCACAUUUUUAAGUUUGGAAUGGAUUCAGACCCUUUCGUGAGAAAUUCAUUGAUUUCCGCGCUUUUUAGCUCCCUUGACGUGGAGCUCGCUCGUCAAGUGUUCGAUGAAAGUACGCAAACGGAUGUGGUUUCUUGGACUGCUUUAAUUAAUGGGUAUCUGAAAAGUGGUUAUCUUGUUGAAGGCUUGGAAUGCUUCAAUGAAAUGAGGUUAAAGCGUGUCGAAGUUUGUGGAAUGAGUGUCGUUGGUGUCCUCGGCGCUGCAGGGAAAAUGGGUAAUUUUUGGUUUGGACAGAGCAUUCAUGGAUUUUACAUAGAAACAGGGAGGAUUGAAUGGGAUAUUUUCGUUGGUAGUGCCGUUGUUGAUAUGUAUUCAAAAUGUGGCUUCCAUGAUGAUGCUCGAAAGUAUUUUAAUCAAAUGCCAAUUAGAAAUGUGGUUUCAUGGACUGCUUUGGUAGCUGGCCAUUUGCAAGGUAAUAGAUAUAAAGAAGCAAUUAUCCUCUUUCAAGACAUGCUAAUGGAGAAGGUUAGGCCAAGUGAAUUUACAUUUACUAGUGUUCUUACUGCUUGUGCUGAAAUAGGCGGCUUGAUCCAUGGAAGGUGGGUUCAUGGGCAUAUAAUUAGAUUCAAAUCGGAUACGAAUUCGGCCGUUGGGACGGCAUUGAUAAACAUGUAUGCAAAGUGUGGGUGCUUGAAGGAGGCUUUCAUGGUUUUCAAGAAGCUUAGUGGAAAAGACGUUUAUGCUUGGACUGCCAUGAUUAAUGGAUUUGCUAUGUAUGGUGAUGCAAUGAGCUCCUUAAAUCUGUUCAACGAGAUGCUAAGAAGUGGUGUCCGUCCGAAUGAAGUAACUUUCCUCGGUGUUCUUAGUGCAUGCUCCCAUGGAGGUCUUGUUGACAAGGGACGCGAAAUCUUUGCAACGAUGAAGCAAAGGUAUUGCUUAGAACCUGGUUUAGAUCAUUACAGCUGCAUGGUUGACAUGCUUGGUCGAGCUGGUCUAUUGGAAGAAGCAAGGGAGAUGAUCGAAGAUAUGCCGAUAGAGCCUACAGCCAAAGUAUGGGCACCUUUGUUGGGGGCUUGUAUGAUUCACAAGGCAUAUGAUCUAGGUGAAUAUGUAGGGAAGCAUUUGAUAAAACUGCAACCAGAACGUGGCAGUAGAUAUGCACUUUUGGCAACCUUGUAUUCAAGUCACCAAAAAUGGGAUUCAGCAGCUGAAAUAAGAAAGAUUAUGAAAGAGAGAGGCGUUAAAAAGACACCAGGAUGCAGCUGGAUAGAAAUCACUGGUGCAAUUCAUGAGUUUACUUCUUUUGAUUAUUCUCAGCCUGAAUACUAUCGUUUGAAUGAGAUGAUUGAGAGUUUAAUGGUUGAAAUGAGACUUGAUUGUAGCUUAUUUGCAUCUGAUGUGGAUAUGGAGUGAGGUUAUUUUCCGCAAUGUGUGCUUUGUUUGCUGCUGAA
Hibiscus syriacus is the source of this 1886-nucleotide messenger RNA. Its product is annotated as pentatricopeptide repeat-containing protein At1g50270-like. The record is from RefSeq and is a predicted model, not a curated record. Lineage: Eukaryota; Viridiplantae; Streptophyta; Magnoliopsida; Malvales; Malvaceae. Gene Ontology annotation, molecular function: RNA binding; protein binding. Gene Ontology annotation, biological process: RNA modification.